AUGGCCAUUUCCAAAGCUCCAAUGUUCUUCCAAUUCUGGUACUCCUUUCUCUUCCUUGUCUCACUCCAAAGCCAUAAGAUCUUGUGCAGCAUUUACCAAGUAGGGGAUUUGGAUGCUUGGAACAUCCCCUCUCACUCAAAUCCCCAAGUCUACACCAAAUGGUCCAAACUCCACACCCUCAAUAUUGGAGACUCUCUCUUUUUCCUCUACCCUCCAAGCCAAGAUUCAGUGAUCCAAGUGACAGGGGAUUCCUACAACAGCUGCAACCUUAAAGAUCCAAUCUUGCUGAUGGAUGAUGGCAACUCACUCUUCAAUCUCACCAAGCCUGGCCACUUUUAUUUCAUCAGUGGGGUUGAGGGCCAUUGCCAGAAAUCUCAGAAGCUCCACAUCUCUGUACUCUAUGGAAAUGGAUCAGCUGUGGGAUCAGCAGCAGAUGGCCCAGCUGCUGCCCCAUCUUAUCCCACUGUUUUUGGAUCCAUUCCUGCACAGUCUUCUCCUUCUUCCUCUGAUUCUCCAUUUCUGAAGAUGCCCCUUUGCUUCAUGUCUGUUGCAGCUGCUGUGAUUUUGGCUUUCUUGGUUGCUGUGUAGGUCUGUGGUAAAAAAAAAAAAAAAGUAACGGCUAUGGAUUUUGAGCAUUGUUUAUUUGAUUGUGUCAUGAGAGAUUACUCGAUUACCUUGAAAUAGGAUCGAAGCAUUUGUUUUGUCGGCAAGAAAAAAAGAAUCCAUUUUUAUACAUACAUAAAUUUCCCCUUUUUUACAUUCAA
Andrographis paniculata is the source of this 764-nucleotide messenger RNA. RefSeq names its product mavicyanin. Gene Ontology annotation, cellular component: plasma membrane. NCBI's taxonomy places the organism in Eukaryota, Viridiplantae, Streptophyta, Magnoliopsida, Lamiales, Acanthaceae. The transcript has 2 exons. The record is from RefSeq and is a predicted model, not a curated record. Gene Ontology annotation, molecular function: electron transfer activity. The coding region runs from base 1 to 588 and encodes 195 amino acids.